UGCUGUGAAAUGAUACAUUUUACAGACAUUUGGUGUUUUUAAAGCCGAUGCGUUUUCAUGCGAGGUUUGUUUAUUGUGAGAUGAGAGUUUGGUAUUUACACUCCGUUCAACAAAACACGGUUCACACUCGCGCAUCUCCUCAUCGCCUUCUGAAUCUGAUCUGAACGCGAUUAAAGCGUCCGGCGGAUGAAUCAGUGAUGAUUUCUGGUGAAUAAUGUGUUCGUGGAUGAUGCUGAAGUGAUCCGCUGGUUGUCGCACUCGGUGUGUGUUUGUGUUUGUGUCGGUGGUCCGGAGGGCGGAGCUGCGGGUCUCUGCGCCCCCGGUACCGACGGUCACACCGAUCACUGCUGGGCGGAAGAGCGUCAUUUCAGCAGAAAACUGACCGCGAGAGAAGCAGCGCGGACGGAUAUCAGGCGUGGAUCGAGCCGUCGACGAGCAUCGAGAGUGAUUUUCUCUUUCGCCCGCAGCGGGAUGGAUUUACACGCGGACGCCCGACACGAGCGCGAUCCGCCCGCAUCACCGGCCGAGCGUCACUGAAGCAUCAUCCGCCCUCCGCGACGCAUCCGACCGCUCCGAUGGGAACAAAAGCCGCGCUUUCACCUCCACCCUGAGCGACCGCAUCCGCAAUGAACAACUAGAGGAGCGUCAGGCGAUGGGAUGAAAAUGAGACGUCACAGGGUUUUCUUGAUUUGCACGGUGGGACUGUGUGUCAUUUCCUUCCUGCAUUACUACAAGGCUCUCCACUACGUGUCCCUGCUGAGGGAGUUGUCUGCACCUUACCCUAACAUCAAAUCCUUCAUCAUGGUGACUGGUUUCUUCUGGAAGGAGGGCUCCACCCCGCUCUCCAGCACCUCCCCGAGGCAGGAAGGGCCUCUGCUGGUCUACAGGAUGUCGGAUGGCAAGCCCCGGGCCGGAGAAGGCCUGGUGCUCGACACCGGACAAGAACCUGAAGCACCACAGCCGUGGAAGAGACCUGAAGAUCCGCAGCGCAGGAGCUCAGGCCCUACAGAGGUCCAUAAGGGAGGUUUGAUCGCCUGGCAGCCCAGCAGCCCGACCAACCAGAAGCCCGACCCGCAGAGAGACUCUGCAGUAAGAGUUGCGGUGAACAAGUUUAUGCCACGUCACGCAUCGACUCCAGAACUGCUGGAAUCCUUGGGCGACCUGCACCGCCACACCCACAUCCUCCAGAAUGACCGCACCCCUUAUUUCGUCCGCACCAAAGCAGGCGCUCUGUGCUUCCGUCAGGGGACUGAGGUGGCACCGCCUAAAGACGAGACAUUGAAAGUGAGACCCAGCUUAGCUGCAAUCGGGCAGCGGAGAAUAUUGCAGAAGCCUGACGAGUCACAAACUUCAGCAAAAUCAGUGGAGGAGUCCGGAGCCGCUCAAGGGAAACCCAAGAGGGGCAAGCGGCUGGUGAAGUGCGUUUGUCGGCCGGGGUGGCACGGUCCUUACUGCGGAGUACCCACUAUGGUGUACCACUCCAAUCUGCCCACGAAAGAAAGACUGACACCCCGCGAGAUGCCUCGACGCGUCAUAAAUGCCAUCAAUGUGAACCAUGAGUUUGACUUGUUGCACGUGCGCUUCCGCGAGCUCAUCCGGGCCGUGGAUCUCUUCAUCGUGUGCGAGUCCAACUUCACAGCGUACGGGGAGAGGCGUCCGCUGAGAUUCCUGCACCUGCUGCUCAACGGAACGUAUGAUUACGUGCGCCACAAGAUCCUCUACGUCUUCCUGGACCAUUUCCCAGAGGGCGGCCGACAGGAUGGAUGGAUCGCUGAUGACUACCUGCGCACGUUCCUGACUCGCGAUGGCAUGGCGCGGAUCGCGGGCUCGCGGCCCGAUGAUGUUUUUCUCAUCAAUGAUGCAGACGAAAUUCCAGCUCAGGAAGGAGUCCUUUUCCUUAAGCUUUUUGAUGGCUGGACGGAGCCUUUUGCCAUCCACAUGCGGAAGUCCCUGUACGGAUUUUUCUGGAAGCAGCUGGGCUCCCUCGAGGUGGUGUCUGGAUGCACCGUCGGGAUGCUGAGGGACGUCUACGACAACGAUGGGAUUCGGCUCCGGCGGCGGGAGUACUACACCAUGCAGGGAUUCCGGAAGUAUGAGAAUGACACUGGCCACAUCUUGGUGCAGUGGUCGAUUGGAAGUCCGUUCCAUUUUGCAGGCUGGCACUGUUCCUGGUGUUUCACGCCAGAGGGAAUUCACUUUAAACUCAUUUCAGCCCAGAAUGGGGACUUUCCUCGCUGGGGCGACUACGAGGACAAACGUGAUCUCAACUACAUAAGGGAGCUGAUCCAAACAGGGGGCUGGUUUGAUGGCUCUGUGCAAGAGUACCCGCCCUCGGACCCUAAGGAGCAUAUGUAUGCCCCGAAAUACAUGUUGGAUAAUUACGAUCACUACCGCUACUUGUUGGAGAACCCUUACGCCAAGCAGUUCAAGCUAGGAGGUGCGUAGAGCAGAAUGAGGGCCAAAUGUUGUAAAGAUGGUUUGAUUGAAGACAGUAAGAAAGGGGAACAGAGAGGGAGAGAAGACAUCAGCGUCCUGUUCUUCUCUUUCCUCUCUCUCUUUCAUUGGUCCCAGCAUCCAACACCGUCCAAUAGCUGAAGUCUUCAUGUGAACACAGGCCUUUCAGAGACCAACAGCAAUCCUUUCUGUUUUGGUUGAUGUUUACAUGAAUGAUUCCCAGCGUUCUUUGAGAGACUCUGCAAUAGACGCCUCCUGUGUUCACUGUACAAGACUGUGUGUGUGUGAGAGACAGAGUGAAUGUGUGUGUGAUCAGACUGAAUUUCGUUGGUGCACAGACUUUCUCGCUUGCACUUCAGAAUCAAAAUAAGAAACCCAAAUUUUGGGUUUUUCAGCUUGUAAAAUCCUCCAAACUCAAACAUCUUUUUCCUCGGUCAGAAAAAAAUCUUUGUGUAUCAUUGUGAGCUGUUCUGAAUGAGUUUGUGGACGAGAGAGAGAAAGAGACCAUUCGAGAGAAACAGGGCUUAGUUUGAGCUCUGCUGGGUUCUGAUGGAGCUGAUAUGUAUGAUUGUGCCGAGCGAGAGAGGUCUCCUUAGACAACACAAAUGAGCUUCCUGUUUGAGAAAUCCUUGCAGAAAACAUCCUAAAACUGGGAAAAGAGCUGUAUUCAGAUCAUAUAUUUAGUUCAAACAGUCGUUAAUGUGAACCACCCAUGUUGUGCACAAGAAUGGGGAGAUGCCAGAUAAAAAUGAGACAGACAGACUGGCAGCAUUUUAAGACAUUAUAGCCGCAUUCCGACACAAAGGUUGUUCCAAAUCAUGUUCUGCCUUCUAAUAUCCUUUCUUUUGGCCAAAUUCAGAAUUCUAUUCUGUCAUCUUUUCCAGAGAAGGCAUGAUCCAAGAAUGCAUUGUGACAGUCUACUUGGAAAAAAAUCCAUCCAAGAUGGGAAACAAAGACUUGCUGAUUAUAAAUGCAAUGUAUUCAAUACAGAAAAGCAUUGAUAAAAACAGUUCAGUCCAAUGUGUAUAUUUAAAAGCAUCCCGUUGUUAGCCUAGCAACAUGCAUCGUGCUUAACUAGACUCAGCAAUGCAGCUCACAGUGUUUUGGAACAGAGCCAUGCAGUGUUUGGUGAUCUUGGCUCUCUCGUGCUUUAAUAUUAAGUCAGAGUAGGAAACCGUUUCUUAUGAAACCCCUUGCUGGAAAUUCCCUGUUCUCAGAGCUGUGAAGCCAUCUGAUCGCAUUCGAGAUCCAUGGGGAAUUAAGUUUACACAGCGGCACCAGAGAUCUGAAGAGUAGUGGAAGAUUUGACAGGGAUUGUUGUAGGAUAAUUCUGUCAUUUAUUGACUCUCUUUUUUCUGGGGCUGUUAAAGUCAACGUGAAAUUAACAUUGACUCUCUUAAUUCAUGUUCGUGUCUUAUUGUGAAUGAUUCACCAUUAAUAUUCUAAAGAAUACAGCUGACAUCAUCAAUCCUUCUUUAUCAACCACCUUCAUAUAUAGACACCAUCUGAUCAAUUCAUCAUGAAAAAAAACUCCAAUCCUACAUUUGGGAUCAGCCAUAAACAGACAUCCCGCAGACAUAGAAACAUUUAUGAAGGAUAUUAUCUCUGUGUCAGGCAUGUUGCUAAAAACAGGUCUCCAGAUAUUGCAAAUAUCUGGGCGGGGAAUUAAAAUAUUGCCACCAAACCUUCGUGGUGAAAAAUAUAUCACCACCAGUAGUCAAGAGUCAUGAACUCAUGCUUACAAAUGACUUCACUGAAUACUCACUAGUGUCUGUGUAAAAGCCACUUCGGCUGUGACACCAAUACGUAUCCAUGUGGCCUGGUCAUGCCCAAGAGUGCCAAACAGAAGUACAUUAUAAACAGGCUAAAGAUAGAGACAGCAUUAGAUGUCUGAAGACAUAACAGAUCUCAGCAGAGCAACAGGUGCUCAGUAUCCGUCCAUAAUCAUUUAUAGUGUUCAUCUGUCAGGAUCUCAGAUGUGCUUCAUGCCAGUGUGAUUGCAGUGCAGUUGUGGCCUUCGUCAGCCUUCAUGCUUGAGAUGUCUCGAAAUCUGUGUGAAUUCCACAUGGGAAUACAGUUGAAAUGCUGAGUUUUAUUCCGCUGAGGUCUGGUGAUGCGAUUGCAUUCUUAUCCUGACAGUCAAGCAUUAAUGAGAAGACUGGAUUUUGUUUCAUUUUUUCUGAAUCCUGAAUCAGUUCACAUCUGCAUAUCAAGGAGCAGCAAUAUCUUUAUUAAUGGGCUUCUGAAUGACCUCAUGAGUUGACAUAUUUUACAGGCAGGAGAGCCAAACUCAUAUCCAAGUUCACAUCUGCUGGGUGAGAUCUGCCCAUCCACAACCGUCGUGCCACAUUUGACUUGAUUUAUUUAGGUAUAAACCUGUGUGACAGCAGAUGCUGAAUUUAAUGAUUGUUUUGCUCAUUGAAAUCAAAUGAAGGGCCGUUGAGGUGUUUGGCUUUAGAUCGGGAGCUCACAGACCGCUCUCUCUCUCUCUCUCUCUCUCUCUCAGUUAACAAACAUUCAUUGUUUUAGACUUACUGUCAUUUUUGUUUUGUGUCGUUUGCUGUUGUAAAUGUUGUUGCUGUUUACAUUUAUUUAUCUUAUUUAUUACUAUCCUGUUUCUGUGUAGAAAAGGGAAGAUUGAUCUGUCAGGAGGAGAGAGAAGUUCUUCUCUGAUUCGGUUAGAAAGACUGAAAUGUCUCUCUCCUCCAUGUCAUCCCUCCAUCCUGUCCUGUCGCAUCGCAUUGUUCUUAAACAUGACGGUGAAAGUCAUUCAUGAACCCUCUUGGCCAGAAACACUUUACACUAGUAUGCAAACACACAUGCUCUUGUGCUGUUGAGAUUUGAGAGUUUCAACUGUUCGUGCCAUUUUACUGGUCAUGAUAGAAGCUAACUAGCUGUAAACAUAUUGGUAGUUCAACUUUAAAGUUGUGAUGAAACGAGCAUCAAGAGUAGCGUCAAAUCUUUUCUUCUAUAUUGUGACAUACAUCCAAGUGUGUAAUGAAUUAUCAGAAAAAGACAAAUGCAGAGCAGGACUUGGUUCUGUGCAUCGGCUGCUAUUUGGAUGUUGAGAUGAGCGUGAGUUUGCAGGGGUUGGGUUUAAGAGCACUAAAUGUUUGGAUAAAUCCUGCAUAUGUCACCAGAAAGAAAAUUCAGUUAUGAUUUUGAAUAAACAUUACAAGAUUACAAAAGUACAAAUUAAUCAUAUGUACAGACAAAUUAUUCACAGUAAGAUCAAUAGCAUGCAAUUUGAAAGUAGAUGAAUUUGAAUUGAAAGAAUUGGAAUUGGUGAAUUUUUAUUUCACUUGCUGACGUCAAAGGCUGGAAUAGACUACAGGACUUUUGAAAUCAUAAAAGAUUUUAAAGCAGUAGGCUUCAUACACAUAUUUCUUAUAAUUUUCUAAUAGUUUCAGACAAAAAAAAUGCAGAAACUGAGCAUCUUUACUACACAUAACAAAUGAAAAUAAAAUGUGUUAUAAAAUCGGCUCAAAGUAGCAAAUAUUUUCAAAUAAUGGCACAUUUCAUAUCUUCUGACUGGAUGGAAUCAAAGUCUGAAGUUAAAAGAGUCUCUACUCACCAGAUUUUCAGACAUCUGCAUGUUCGGCAACUCGCGACGACUCUGGGCGAGAAUCUGUGCAAAAUCAUGUAGUGUAUUCCAGCCUUUAACAUGAUUCUCUUAAACUCUUUCAUUACAGAAAGAGCAAACUGACCGCAGAAGGCAGCCGUUACGCUACCGACGGCUGAGGACGCAGUGCGCAUGCGCAGUAAACGGCACGUUUCGGUUCGCAUACUUGUGUGGAGUUGGAUUCUGGUCUUUGUCUCACGUUUGUCUCGUGACUCACCUGUGAGCGGUGUUGUCUGUUAUGAUUUUUAAUAUCAGGGGAGCUUUGCUCGCAGCUCACGUGCCGUUUGUUUUGUGAUAAACGGAUGAAUGCGAACUUUCAUAUUAAAUACAAGACCGGUUUUAUAACGAAAUGAAUGAAAGGAGGAACGAAAGAGCAGCUGUUUCACCACAGAUCAAAGGAAAUGAUGACGUUAAUCAUGAGGUGACUCACACAACACCUGGCUAUUAAAUAUGUGAGCCUAUACAUGACUGAGCCCUCGCUGUUUGAAGAUGAGUGAGUGUCGAACACGCCCAGGGCUCCACAAACACUUCACGAGAUAACCUGAUAAUCUCCCGUGCUGUCAAUACUUCAUAUCUGCACUGCAUUGUAUGAUUUUUAACUUAUUCAGUGUAUUCUGCUUUAAUAUAUUGAAGGAUAUUAUCUUUCGUUAUAUUUUCGGAUGACAUUAACAUUUCUUCUCAUCUUCAUGUGUAAUCUUGUAUAAGACGCUGAGAUGUAUAACACAAAGAUCAUUCUGUAAUGUCUGUCUCUUAUUAAUGCACUGUAUGUUUUUUGUUCCGUUAAUCAAACCAGUCCCCCUGUGAUAUAUGAAUAUGACGUCAUCUCUCUCCGCCAAUCACGUCCUCGGUGUGUGGGAGAGUUUCUCUUCUGGUUCACAGAUGGAAUAAUCACCGCAGUCAGAUGAACAGUGAAAGUGUUUGGACAGCAGAGAAUCUCUUGAAGUCUCUCCUGCACUGCUGAAAAGGAGCGUGUACAUUAAAUGGGUUUAUACAAUCCUUUUUGUUUUGUGUAUAUGAAUGGCUAUAUGUUAACCUUAAAGAAAAAUAUUAAAAAAAUAACAAAUUCUAUGACAAAAACAAUAUAAUAAAUGAAUUUGAAAACCA
This is a messenger RNA of Cyprinus carpio (common carp), 7180 nucleotides long. RefSeq names its product beta-1,4-mannosyl-glycoprotein 4-beta-N-acetylglucosaminyltransferase-like. NCBI's taxonomy places the organism in Eukaryota, Metazoa, Chordata, Actinopteri, Cypriniformes, Cyprinidae. Gene Ontology annotation, biological process: protein N-linked glycosylation; N-acetylglucosamine metabolic process. Gene Ontology annotation, molecular function: beta-1,4-mannosylglycoprotein 4-beta-N-acetylglucosaminyltransferase activity. Gene Ontology annotation, cellular component: membrane. The record is from RefSeq and is a predicted model, not a curated record.